Molecule: messenger RNA, 1473 nt
Organism: Humulus lupulus (European hop)
Lineage: Eukaryota; Viridiplantae; Streptophyta; Magnoliopsida; Rosales; Cannabaceae
Product: glycerophosphodiester phosphodiesterase GDPD6
Exons: 8
Coding region: 137-1327 (396 amino acids)
Biological process (GO): lipid metabolic process
Cellular component (GO): vacuole
Molecular function (GO): glycerophosphodiester phosphodiesterase activity
Source: RefSeq, a predicted model, not a curated record
UUCACGUGUUUCAAGUCGUAUGUGAUUCCUCUUUUUAAAAUAAAAGCAACCAUAAUACUCUAAUAAUAAUUGAUCAACAAACCAAAACAGUCAAAGCCCAAAACACAGGAGAGCUCAAUCAAACUAAACUAUCUCCAUGGCUUUUCCCCAGUCCCAGUGGGUUUUCCCAUUUGGGCUUUUGAUAUUUCUCACUAUUGGGUGCUCUGGAAGGCCUCUCUACCCGCUUCCCAGUAAAACCAGCCAUGGAAAUAAACAACCUCUGCAAACCUUUCGUCCGUACAAUAUUGCUCAUCGAGGUUCUAAUGGCGAGAUUCCUGAAGAAACAGCGGCUGCAUAUAUGAGGGCUAUAGAAGAGGGGGCAGACUUUAUUGAAUCAGAUAUCCUAUCUUCUAAAGAUGGGAUUCUCAUAUGUUUCCAUGAUGUGACACUUGACGAAACAACUGAUGUUGCAAAACACAAGCAUUUUGCUAAUCGUAAAAGGACUUAUGAAGUUCAAGGGGAGAAUGUUACUGGUUUUUUCACCGUUGAUUUCACAUUAAAAGAACUGAAUUCAUUGCGUGUGAAUCAAAGGUACCCAUUCCGUGAUCAACAAUAUAACGGAAAGUUCUCUAUUAUUACUUUUGACGAGUUUAUUGAUAUAGCACUUGAUGCAUCAAGAGUGGUUGGAAUAUACCCGGAAAUAAAAAACCCGGUUUUAAUUAAUCAACAUGUGAAAUGGGCAGAUGGUAAGAAAUUUGAGGACAAGUUUGUUGAGACACUUAAGAAGUAUGGAUACCAGGGUUCAUAUCUGUCCAAAGAUUGGAUGAAACAACCUGUAUUUAUCCAGUCAUUUGCUCCAACUUCACUUGUAUAUAUAUCUAAUCUCACAGACUUGCCCAAGAUCCUGUUAAUUGAUGAUGUUACAGUUCCAACUCAAGACACUAAUCAGUCAUAUUGGGAAAUUACAUCUGAUCAUUACUUAGACUUCAUUAAGAACUAUGUGGUGGGGAUCGGACCUUGGAAGGAUACAGUCGUCCCUGUGAAAAAUAAUUACUUACAAGAACCUACCGAUCUUGUUGCCAGAGCGCAUGCUCAUAACCUACAGGUGCAUCCAUACACAUACCGAAAUGAGAACCAGUUCUUGCACCUUAACUUUCAUGAAGACCCAUAUGUAGAGUUCAACUACUGGCUUAAUCAUAUUGGAGUUGAUGGACUUUUCACAGACUUCACAGGCAGCCUUCACAAUUUUCAGGAGUGGACAUCCCUGGAAGAUAACAGAAAAAAGGGUGCAUCUAAUUUAUUGCGUGAACUUGCAUUAUUGAUCUCUAAGUAUAACAGUAAUGUCUAAGACUCACACAUUACGCCCAUUGAUAUUUCUUGUGUCAUCAUGACCAUCUUGCCAUGUGAGUUAACUUUAUUGGGAUUCAAUUCUUGUUUCAUUGAUUGGGUUCUGUGAUAUAAAUAAGUAAAAGUGUUAAAGGGUUUAACUUGUUC